GAUUUGGUUUUCAUCGGUUUGCUUGGCUGGAUUUUGGUUUGUUCCUCUUUUUGGGCGAUUUGAUGCCCUAAAAGUCUUCGUUUCAGUUUCCAGGCUCCUUCCUUCAUUUGGCUACCUACCAAACCUUGCAGAUAAGUUUCUCAGAAAGAAAGAAAAAAAAAUCUGUCUUUUUGAGCAUUUUAAGGUCAAAUUCCCAUUGAUAUGUGAUAAAGAUCUCAACUUUGGGGUUGAAUUAUCAUGAAUUGAACAUUUGGUGAGUGAGAUCUUGAUUUCUGCAUAGGCUUCAGCUCUGUCCUGUUCUAUCUUUUGCGGGUUUAUCGUUGAGAAUCGAAGUGUCCUGCUUUUGUGGUAGUCGAUGUUUCACGCCAUUAUGACAUGUUGAUGCUUGGCGAAAGUUGCCUUCAUUCAGACACUGAACUUGAUAUUACCAUAGUUAUUUUUGAAUAGUAUGUCGGUUAAGGAUAUUAUGUCUGUGAUAAGGUCAGCAGAUUCCUCUUCUACAACUUACGGGAAUGCCAACAUUUACGCACGCAGAAGCAGUGGAGACAACUCGGGUUUGAACUCUCAAAUGCUAAACUCAGAUAAGCGGAUGUUCAAUCACUAUGGAUUAGAUACUUCUCAUCCAGAGAUCUACAGUCAUCAAUAUUUCAACUCAUCGCUAAGUCCUGCGCAACAUAAUUUAUUCCAUGGAUCCAACUCUGGUGUUCCGGGAACCAUGAUCCGUUCACAAGUGACUCCAGCUCAGUAUCAGCUUCUGGCUGCUUCCCAGUCUCCUAUUGUUUCUGAAAAUCCAUAUAGUGCUUGUUUUUCUGCUGUCCGUCAACAAGAUUCACCGCUAACUUCCAACAUUUCUCAUCAAAGCACUCAGUCUGUUUCAGAUAGUCAAACAGUGGAGAAUGACCUAGAUUUCGAUGAAGAUGUAAUCAGGUUAAAGCUUCAAGAAUUAGAGAGAGCAUUACUAGCUGAUAAUGAUGAUGAGUUGGUAGCAAUUGAUCAAGAAAUGAGCAUUGAUGAUGAUUGGUCCGAGCCGAUAAAGAAUGCUAUAAGUCCCAACUCACCGAAGGAAUCAUCGUCGGACUCGAACCUCAGCAGUACUGAUAGCAGUAGAGAAGCAAGGACUCCCAAACAAUUGCUUUUUGACUGUGCUGCCGCAAUAUCAGAAGGUCACAUGGAGGAAGCAUCAAGCAUGAUAACAGAACUCCGGCAGAUGGUCUCAAUCCAAGGAGACCCUCCACAAAGGCUUGCCGCCUACAUGGUGGAAGGCCUCGCAGCUAGAAUGGCGUCAUCGGGACAAGGUCUCUACAGGGCUUUAAAGUGUAAGGAGCCCCCAACUUCAGACCGGCUUUCCGCAAUGCAGAUACUUUUUGAGGUGUGCCCAUGCUUCAAGUUUGGUUUUAUGGCAGCCAAUGGUGCUAUAGCCGAGGCUUUCAAAGACGAAGAGCGAGUACAUAUUAUAGAUUUUGAUAUUAACCAAGGAAGCCAAUAUAUUACUCUAAUACAAGCCCUUUCAAAUCCCCGAAGCAAGGCACCACGGUUGAGGAUAACCGGGGUGGAUGAUCCAGAAUCGGUGCAACGGGCGGUCGGGGGUUUAAAAGUUAUAGGAAAGCGCCUUGAAGAACUUGCUAAAGAGCAUGGUGUUCAGUUCGAGUUUCGAGCAAUAGCUGCUAAAACUGGGGACGUGACACCUUCAAUGCUUGACUGCCGGCCUGGGGAGGCACUUGUCGUCAAUUUUGCUUUUCAGCUGCACCACAUGCCUGAUGAGAGUGUAUCGACAGUCAACCAGCGGGAUCGACUUCUUCGUAUGGUGAAGGGCCUUAAUCCAAAACUUGUGACAGUUGUUGAACAGGAUGUUAAUACCAACACAGCACCAUUCUUUCCAAGGUUCGUGGAAGUUUACAAUUACUACGCCGCUGUUUUUGAGUCACUUGAUGCAACUUUGCCUAGGUCAAGCCCGGACAGGAUGAAUGUGGAGAGGCAAUGCCUCGCACGGGACAUAGUUAACAUUGUGGCAUGUGAAGGGGCCGAUCGCAUAGAAAGGUAUGAAGCUGCCGGGAAAUGGAGAGCGAGAAUGAUGAUGGCCGGCUUUGUUUCGUGCCCGCUUAGCACUUAUGUGAAUGGAGCAAUCAGAACGCUGCUGAAGCCCUACUGUGACAGAUACAAAGUCAAGGAAGAAGGCGGCGCUCUCUACUUCGGUUGGGAGGACAAGAUUCUGGUUGUGGCUUCAGCGUGGAAAUAAACCGGCUUGUUUUUGUUUUUGUCAAUAGUCGUAUGCGUGCCUGCAAUUAGUCUGACUUUGUUGUUUUGACAAAUAUAUGUAUGCUGGGCUUAGAGUUUACAGCUCUGUUGCUGUGUUUUAUAACCUAAAGCUAUGCAGUGAGAAAUAAACAUUAUAUAUGUCCUAUAUAAUGUUGUUCAUUCCUGCAGUUAAAAUAGUCUGUGAGAGCUUGAAAUCCAUUCAGCCUGUUGAACUACUAAA
Molecule: messenger RNA, 2476 nt
Organism: Dioscorea cayenensis subsp. rotundata (Guinea yam)
Lineage: Eukaryota; Viridiplantae; Streptophyta; Magnoliopsida; Dioscoreales; Dioscoreaceae
Product: scarecrow-like protein 1
Exons: 4
Coding region: 449-2236 (595 amino acids)
Biological process (GO): regulation of DNA-templated transcription
Cellular component (GO): nucleus
Molecular function (GO): sequence-specific DNA binding; DNA-binding transcription factor activity
Source: RefSeq, a predicted model, not a curated record